Messenger RNA from Coregonus clupeaformis (lake whitefish), 6690 nucleotides. RefSeq names its product protein cordon-bleu. The transcript has 17 exons. Gene Ontology annotation, cellular component: dendritic growth cone; axonal growth cone; terminal web. Lineage: Eukaryota; Metazoa; Chordata; Actinopteri; Salmoniformes; Salmonidae. Bases 635 to 5392 code for a protein of 1585 amino acids. Gene Ontology annotation, biological process: actin filament polymerization; actin filament network formation. Gene Ontology annotation, molecular function: actin monomer binding. The record is from RefSeq and is a predicted model, not a curated record.
UAUGGAAUUGGCAGCUGUGAGUUCUUCAUGAUCGAUGGGUUCGUUUAACUCAAUACAUAUAACGUUUUAAUUAAUAUGCUCGUCAUUCCCAGAUAGUAUCUUUUUACAGCCUGCCAAUGAAAUUGGCUCUUUCUAUACACAGGGCUACAUUAAACUAUUCCCAUAUUACACGUUUUUAAUUGCAUAGUUUUAUCAAAUUAAUUUAUAAAACAGCUAUCAAAACGUGAGUGUGUUUUAAGUUAAAUGUGGGUCUCAGUAAAACAUUAUUUUUUUUGCCUGGUAUGAAAACUGUCGCCUUGUGUGGGUCCCAGUCCUACCGCUCGCUCGCCUUCUGGAGCUGGCAACAAGUGGCAGUGAAUUCCCAAUGAGCAUGAUUGACAUUAAAGUGCUGACGAAGGCGGGCUCGGACUUCAACAGGGACAACAGGCAUAUACACGGAUUAUAACGAAAUCGCUUUGCAAUGACCUGCUAUGAGAAUAUAAAAAUGAAUUGAAACAAUGUUUGAGUCGACUUAUUUGGAUAUCAAUGGGUUUAGAUAUCAAUAGAGCUUUGGUGUCCUUGAUGACAGGACAAAAGGAAAAUAUUGAGGAUAGCCAAACAUUUACCAUUGAAGUUGGAUAUUAGCAAAAACAAGAUGGACUUUGGAGAAGUCAACACAGCCACAAAACCUCCAAUAGGGAAGAGGAUGAAGUCCCGAGCCCCACCUCCGCCCCCGGCCCCCGAGCCCGCCCCCAGGAGAAUCUUCCGUAACGCCGUGCCAGACGGGGGAGGCUCAGCUCAGGGCAGUAUGGGCAGCAUGGUGAUGGACACCAAGGAGAACAUGAUGAGGACCAGCGUAGACCUCCACAUCACUCUGCCCCAAGGCUAUCAGACCAGCAGCACAGUGGACGGCAGCAAGGCGCUCAUGGACCUGUUGGUGGAUCUGUGCAGCCAAUACCACCUGAACCCAGCCUAUCACACCCUGGAGUUGCUGUCCAGCAAGGGCCUGCCCCUAGCCUUUAAGCCCAACAGCCUGCUGGGGUCCCUGGACGUUGUUGCCAUCAGCAUCAGGGAGAAAGUGUUGCAGGAGAAGGUGGUGCGGAAACCUCCGCCUAAAGUGCCAGAGAAAACGGUGCGUCUGGUGGUGAACUACCACAGGAGCCAGAAGGCGGUGGUGAGGGUGAGUCCCCUGGCGCCCCUGGAGAGCCUGGUCCCAGCCAUCUGUGAGAAGUGUGAGUUUGACCCGGCCCACGUCCUGCUGCUGAAGGACAAUGUCAGCAACCACGAGCUGGAGCUGGACAAGUCUCUGAGCGAGCUAGGCAUUAGAGAGCUCUACGUACUGGACCAGACUCUUGUUCGUCAACCUAAAAUGGCUUCUGCACCUGCUCUGAAUUACUCAGAAUUCUUCCGUUCCCACACCUCAAGUGUCGGUGGGGUCGAGAAGAAAGGCCUGCUGGGAUUCUUUAAGUUCAACAGAAGGAAAUCAAAGACUGAAGAACAGUCGCCUGCUAUGGACAUGGAUGGUCUUGAUAAUAAUAUUAUUCAAAAUACUGAAAAACACUACAAUGGCCUGUCCACGGUAUCCAUCGUGCCCUGUGUGGAGGCGCGGCCCAGCACCCUGGGCCAGUCCCAGUCCGUCAUGAACAUCUCAAGGAUGUCCCCCAGGAUAGAGCCUAAGAAGAGGCAGGCCCCCCCGGCCCCGGCCCCCACACCCUGCCAGGGCCGCUACAUUUUGGAGGCCUACCAGGUGGCUCCUGACUCAGAGAGUACACUGAGGAAGAGGAAGGCCCCGGCACCCCCUCCUAGCCCUGCUGCCUCUGUCACCCCAGCUCCUAGCACCCCAGCGCCUCACACCUCUGUCCAGAUAGCCCCCUCUCCCUCUCCAGCCCCCAGCUCUCCUACCCCAAGCCUGCCUGCGGAGGAGGACUCUGGCUCUGAGCUGAGCAAUGGGUCUGUCUACAGCAGCAGCAGUAACAGUAGUGGGGUGGCCGCCGGCACCUCUGUCGCUGACACCUCAAUGGCUGACUCUGACUCCGCCUCCAGCAGGGCUGAUGUGUGCAAGCCCAGCCCUGAUUCCACCCCCAGCAGCAGUGCUGCCAUGGCUGACUCCUCCCGAGACUCCGCCCCUAGCAAGGUUGACACCGGCCCCAGAAGCAAGACUGAUAUGGUGAAGGCUGCCCCUGACUCCGCCCUUACCAGCAAAGUCGAAAAGGUUGACUCCACCCCCAGCAGCAGCGUUGACAAGGCCAAGCCCACCCCCGACUCGUCCCGCAGCACCACACCGGAGGAGACCAGAGGAGAGUCUGCUCUCGGCCUGAAACUAGACGAGACGGAGAACAACAGACACAGCGCCAUGGGUGCUGAGCGUCCAGUGCCACUCAAACCUCGGCGAACCCCAGUACGAGAGCCCCCCCAGUUAGUCAUCCCCCCACCACCGCCGUACCCUCCCCCUCCCUCAGACCCAGACUCCCCCGAUGCUUCACCAGAGAGCCACAUGGAGGAGGCCCCUCAGUCUUGGCUGCACUCUCGGCGGCUCUCUGUGGCAGGACCCCAGACCCCAGACACAGAGGAGGAGGAGACUUUAUCCAUGGGCAGCAGUGGCAGUGGCAGCUUCCAGGACCAGGGCUAUGCAGCCUCCGAGGGCAUGGCUGAGGCUGAGGACUCUGUCCUUGUCAGCUCCCCCUCUGCCUCCGACACCACUCACCCUACCUCCCCAGACGGGAGCCUCUCCCUGGGCUCUUCUGGCUCCUCUCAUCCCAUGAUCCAUCCCCUCAUCAAGGACUGUUCUAGUGAUAGUGACGAGGGCUGUGCCACGUGGGGCUCCAGACACAGACACAGCAGUGAUAUCAGCCACAACGACAAAGCAGGCAAAACAAAGGACAUCUAUGAAGAGGACCCAGAGCUCACCGCUCAGCUCAACCAGACUCUGGCUGAUCUGGAGGCUGAUCUAGCAGAUAUAAGUCACAUAGAUGCUGUUUCAGUGCAAGAGUACCCCUACGUGAUGUCCACUGAGAGCAAUGACAUCCCAGUGUCUGUGGUGGAUAUGGAGGUCCCAGUCACAGACAUAGAUGUAGUCCUGGAGGACUACGAGACCCAGAACAUGACGGAUUACCAAGCCACCCUAAUGAGUAGCUCUCAAACAACGGACAAUAAAGACCUGAACCACAGUCAUCAUCAUUCAAGUGUUGGUAGCAUACAGAACAAAAACAACAGUGCCUGUACGUCUGACGGCUCCAGCAAAGUCAGCUCUGGUCAACCACAGCCCGCGCAGCGCCUCAAAUUACCAGGGAAGAAGCUUGCCAAUGGCGCCACGGGGAAAGACCGCACAGCAGCGGUCUCUAAGACUAAAGCUAAAGUGGAAGUUCAAAGACGGGAGUCCAAUGAGGGAGCUGAGAGGAAAGCCUCACCUGUCAACAGCUCUCUCGCUGUCUCAGAGAGCCAUUCCAAGUCCCCUGAGGAAGAGGUUCCCACCUAUAGAGGCCACGCUGCCCCCCAGGCACAAACCAAAAUCACCUGUAGCCCAGUCUCCCGAUUCGGUAUGAAGACAUUCACCAUCGUCCCUCCCAAGCCCGCAGUUGCAACCCAGCCUCAGAAGCAAGCAGAGGCCCUGGCCACACUGACAACAGGUGCCAUUAGAAUUGACGAUCAGGGUAACAUGGUCAAAGUGGCCAUCGCCCAAAACAAGUUUGGUGGUUCCUCUGAGUCGGGGAUCAACAAAGAUGACUCCGUCUCACCACUCCUGGGGAAAGCCAAAGCCUUCUGGAGCUCCACAGAGAAGCAGGACAAGCAGGACACUUCUGCACCUUCGGUCCCUGCUAGUAGAGGGCCUGUCGCUUUCACAAAAACCCAGAGCCCAGAGCCUGAGGUUCCCAAAACCACCCCUCUGGUCAUAGCCUCUAACCCACCUGCAGCCAAGGCAACACCUAAGGCCUCUGAACUUGUAGCCAAGAUGACACCUAAGGAAACAUGCAAAGAUGUUGUUGAGGUAACAAAGGACGUUUCACAGGAAGCAGAGGGCAAGGCCCCAGUUCCAGUUUCAGAGACGCCUGUGCAGCAGCAGCAGCCUAUGAAACUGAACCCUGGUAUUCUCCAAGAUCAGAAGAGAGACCUUUCCUUCCUCAAGCCGUCCAGGAGAACAUCCAGUCAGUACGUAGCUUCUGCCAUUGCUAAAUACGCUGUGAAGCCCACCACGGCCAAAGCUGACAACAUUCAAGAAGUACCAGCAGAGUUGUCUGGCCCUGUGAGAAAGCCACCUGGCAGUUACGGCUAUCAGAAAGAGGGUCGAUCCUUUCAUGUAAAUCCACAGCGGUCCUCUGGUACAUCUACUAAUGUACCAGUGAAUAAGGAGAGCAGCUCUGGGUCUGGGUCCUAUCACGCCGGUGCUAAAUGUUACCCUGACUACCUAUCAGCAGAGAAACGGGUAGUCUCCGGUGAGUCGACGCAAGGACUGGACCGGAGUGGUUAUGGGAGCAGUUCUACCCUGCGAGGUGGAGGAAGGAGCUCAAAGUCACUGGACUCUGAUACGGUGGCCAAUAACACUAAGCAGCACGGGCCCAACAGUCCCAGUCCCAGACAGCAGACACAGAUGACACCCCCACCACCAGCACCACAAUCCCCCACUGAACAGGUACUUGCCCUCUCCAAGCCCUCACAGGGUCAACCACCUCCACAGAGCAGAUCAGAGACAGUAGGUCCCAAAGGUCGUCCAGCCCUGGCAAAGAAGCCUGAACCACUGGGAGCGGCUGCAGCUGCUGCAAGCAACGACCUCCCAGAGCCCCAGCAGGUCCGUCUGUUUGGGCCGGUGAAGAAGUUCAAACCUGUGAUCAUGAAGUCGGUCCAGAUGGACAUGUCACUACACACCACCCUGAUGUCGGCCAUCCAGUGUGGGGACGGGAAGGAGAGGCUCAGAAAGAUAUCGGACUCAAGUGCAAGCAGCACUUUGAAGAAAUCAUAUUUUGUUGAGGAAGAGAAUGAGCGAUGUGCGCUACUGGCAGCCAUUAGAGGCCAAAGUAACUCUGCAGGGCUAAAGAAGACCAAAUCCCAGGCUGCAGAGGAUCUUGACAAGUUCAGGAAGACUGAGGAGGAGAACAGCACUCAGUGUGAUGCUUUCCCUGCCAUGCCUCCCCCUCCUCCAUUUGUGCCUCUGCCGCCUCCACCCCCCUCUAUGCUCCUCCCUCCUCCUUCUCCUCCUCUUGCCCCUCCCUCCACCCAGCCCAAGCGCCCUAUGGUGGGGGUGCCCCUGGGGGCUGUGGGGAACCCCGCUCUGGCCCGGGAUGCAAUGCUGGAGGCCAUCCGCUCUGGCUCUGCAGCUGAGCGCCUGAAGAAGGUCAAUGCCCCCACAAAAACAGUUCAAGUGAACGGUAGACUUGGUACUAUACAAGCAGCAUCAUCCCUCUCACAACAAGGACAAUAAAGAAUCUUCCAGAAUGAUUCCAGAGCGUCUUGCAAACCAUCUGAUUAGAAUCGUCAUAGGCAGCCAAAUAAUAUAUGUUAUCUUUCACCUUAAUUUAUCACUGUCCUUAUGUAUAUGUAUCUAGUUAUGUGUACUUGAAUAACUGGAAAGAAGAAUCGCUGUACAAAAGCAUGUGCCAAUAAUUUUUGUUGCUUUGGAAUAUUUAUUAGGUGCUCUUGCUGAUAAUAAUAAUAAUCUUAGGAGAUUUUAGUUAUUUUAUUAUUUGUCUUUUUUAUUUUACUGUUUAAUACUCGUCCACAUGAAAUUGAUGCCUCAUGCUGUCUUACUGUCAGUGUUAUGUUUGAUUAUUACAUAUUUACUGUAUAUAUUCCAUGUAAUAGGAUGCAAUUGAUCAGACUGCUUGAUAUAGUGCAAUGAGUAACACCGGCCAAGCAUGACAGAAUUUGGCUCCAGUUGGUGAUUAGUGUGUAUCCCAAAUGGCACCCUGUUCCCUAAAUAGUGCCUAUGGGCCCUGGACAAAAGUAGUGCACUAUAUAGGGAAUAGGGUGCCAUUUGGAACGUAUUCUAGUUUAUUUUGCAAAGCUCUGGGUUUUUAGAUCUCCUCUAUGCUGUUGUUCAACCUUUACAUGUUAUGAUUCUUUGAUUUAUAAUGCCUCUUAAUAUAUCUAUUUACAUCUUCAGAGAAAAGAUGACCAACAUAUCCUUUCUUGACAUCACAAAAGCAUUUUUGAAGCAUUUCUGUUUAUGUGUAACUAUUGGUGAAUAAUAUCACCACGACUUAGUAAAAUAGUUUACUAAUCAAUAGAUAUAUGAGUAAUGAACAAGAGGUAUGGGCUGUUACUCAAUUACUAUUUGCUAUGAUUUUGUUGUUUAUUUAAUCACAAAGUGUUCUAUGGUGUUUGCAUGGGGCUGCAGUGCACAGCUUUUUGUUAUUGCAUUAAACAGUAGAGCUGAUGUGCAGUACUGUACAUGAGCUUGUUCCUCUCUAGACAUUUUAAGGCAUUACUAUGAUAGUUGAAAGAAAGCAAAAGUGAAUAUUAUAAUAUAUUUUAUAAAUGAAGUAGUAUCAAUAUUGAUUGGAAGGACUGAAUGAUAGGCUUAAAGGACACCCCAGUGUAAAGCAUUAAAAUAGGGGCCACAAGAUUCUAGACUGGUCUGUGAAAAGAUGGAUUCAUAGGUUGUCCAGUUCCUUAAAAUUCAGUUUAGAUGUUUACUUAUGUUCUAGAUCAGGGGUAUUCAACUCUUAACCUACGAGGUCCGGAGCCUGCUGGUUUUCUGUUUUACCUGAUAAUGAAUUG